AUGCACAUCCAGAGCCAAGUCCAGGAGCCAGAGCAAGAGUUGGUGCGCGAGCACGUCUAUGGCAUCGACGGCUCGAAACCGGGAUCGGUCCACCUCGUGGCAGGUGGCAGUCAGUGCGUUUACAUCGCUGCCAAGCUCUGCGUCAUUGAGGACUUGCUAAAGCCCCAGCAGAGAUAUUUCGAGGGUCACAAUGCUGACGUCUCCUGCCUGAACGUGGCGCCCAAGCUGGAUUUGGCCAUCAGCGGGCAGCAGGUGGGGGUAAGCGAUGCCAUGCAGCUAGGGAUCUGA
Molecule: messenger RNA, 288 nt
Organism: Cladocopium goreaui
Lineage: Eukaryota; Dinophyceae; Suessiales; Symbiodiniaceae
Source: the annotation of a GenBank genome assembly